This is a messenger RNA of Leptosia nina, 3627 nucleotides long. Lineage: Eukaryota; Metazoa; Arthropoda; Insecta; Lepidoptera; Pieridae. The record is from the annotation of a GenBank genome assembly.
AUGUGUGACAAGCAAAAUGUUUUCACAACUAAGCGCGAACCAAGAUACGAAACUGCGUACGCGUGCGAAGGGAAGACGUUAAAGAUAGGCUGCGGGGAAGGUUCUGUAAUACAUCUAAUAAGAGCUAACUACGGUCGGUUCUCUAUAACGAUCUGCAACGACCAUGGCAACACUGACUGGAGCGUCAACUGCAUGUCCACGAGGAGUUUACGAGUUCUACAUAGCAGGUGCAGCAUGCAGCAGAAUUGCAGCAUUCUGGCAAGCACGAAUAUGUUUGGUGAUCCAUGUCCGAACACUUUGAAAUAUCUAGAAGCUCACUAUCAAUGUGUACCAGCGUCGACAACAAGCACCACAAGUCGACCGUCACCACCAUGGUUAAUCACAUCACAGCCAACGGUCUGGAGGUCCACAUCUGCUCCCAUAAUGAAGAACCCGGUACAGCCUCAGCAGGAGAAAAAGAAGCCCACUGUUAUCACACCGCCAACCUUUAGACCUCAUAUAACAUUGCCACCAGAAGUCCAAUUAGGGAAUAUUGGCACAAAGAAAACAACUACUAGGCAACCAGAUUCGACUGUGGAGAAAGAACAGCCUCAGGUCCCACUAGAUAAGGUGCCUGUAAUAAAGGAGGAAGUAACAAAAGUUAACGACGAUACAAGCAUUGAUAAACCGAAGGAGAAAGAUGAUGAACCAGUGGCCGUCACAGAUGAAACAUUACAAUGGGUACCGAAAGAUGAAGAUUCUGACGCAACACCAUCACUUCAUAACCCACCAAAGGAAAACCACCCGGACAUCGAAGACGAUUAUGAUAAAGUUUUCUCAACAAGUGCAACCCCAGCGCUGGGACGGCGCGCGUACUGCCCUCAAGUGAAUGCUCGUGGUCUUCAUUGGAAUUGGACAUUGGCUGGCACAUAUGCAGUCCAGCCGUGUCCUGGAGGCGCUACCGGAUUGGCUAGAUGGAAAUGUACCUUAACUUCUCACCAACAUAUCGAAGAAGAGCGACCGCGGCGUCGAAGUUCAGGGUUGCAAUCUGGUGAAAAUUAUCAUGAUCUUGGACUAGAACAACCCAGUGAGAGACAAUUGCAGCUGAUCAGGAGAUUGGGUUCAGAAGCAUUGCUCAAAGGUCGCGAUGGCGAUUCUCCUGAACAUCUAAUCGACUACCGAGGAAGUGGAAACACAGCGGACAUAUCCCGGGAUAUUUCAGUUACCAACGUUGAAUAUGUUUACUCGGAAACAAUACCCGAAUGGCAUGGAAGUACUCCGGAUUUAAGUGAAUGCAGAUCAGUCUGGUUGAACAGCUUAGAAGCAAGAGUACGCGAAGGGGAAUCCCUUCUCAGCAUCAGCAAUGAUUUGGCCCAGGUGACGUCAUCAAAAACCCUAUACGGAGGGGAUAUGAUGACCACAACGAGUAUAAUGAAGAAACUCGCCCAACGAAUGUCCCAAAAUGUCCAAACAUUUCCCGAUGCGAGACAAAAGGAAGCUCUGGUCACGGAUAUGCUGUUGGGUGUUAUUAAGACUGGUUCGAAUCUUCUAGAAGAAAGCCAACGUGCGUCAUGGUCUGAUCUAAGUAUGGACGCGCAGAACAGAGUCGCAAGCGCAUUGCUUACGCAACUUGAAGAGAACGCCUUUCUAUUGGCUGACGCGGUUACGAAGGAGAAAACGAUAUUACAGAUUGUUAAGAAUAUCUGUUUAUCAGUCCGCGUGCUGGAAGUAAAGAACGUGGAGGACGAGACGUUUCCAUCUAUUAUUGCGCAAGAGCAAUGGAAGGCUUCAGAAGACACUAUCACAAUUCCGAAGGGUGCUUUAUUAGAAAACCACCAAGUCGACCUCGUGAGGAUAGUGUUCUUUGCGUUUGACCGUUUGGAAGAAAUUCUUCCACCGACCUUCGGGAAAACACCACAAUUCGCAGCCUACACUUCCGACCCCUCUUCAUCUGUCAGUAUCAACUCGGAAAAGGAGAAGAAAAACAUAACUAGAGUUCUUAAUUCCAAAGUGAUAUCUGCCAGUUUAGGCAACGGACGUCACAUACAGCUCUCGCAAAUGGUCCGGUUGACAAUGAAACACUUGAAGACGGAGAACGUGACUAACCCGGCUUGUGUCUUCUGGGAUUAUACAUUACACGGCUGGUCUCCCGAAGGUUGUGAAGUGGAAUGGUCAAAUCUAACACACACGGGGUGCGCUUGCUCACAUCUUACCAAUUUCGCGAUUCUCAUGGACGUACACGGAGUUUCUCUUGGUGCUAAACACGUGAUGGCGUUGCGGCUCUUGACGCUGAUUGGCUGCGCGAUAUCAUCUGUGGCGUUGCUGGCGGCCAUUUUGGUUUUCCAGUGUUUUAGGAAUAUGAAGUCGGAUCGCGUAUUAAUCCACAAGAACCUGUGCAUCUGUCUACUUAUCGCUGAAGUGGUGUUCAUGUGUGGAAUAGACCAGACUCAGGACAGGAUUCUUUGCGGUGUUAUUGCCGGUCUCUUGCACUACUUCUUCCUUGCUGCUUUUGCUUGGAUGUUCCUAGAAGGUUUCCAUCUGUACGCAAUGUUAGUAGAAGUUUUUGAACCGGAACGUGCACGCGCCCGCUGGUACUGCGUAGGCGCAUAUCUUGCGCCCGCGCUGGUUGUAUUGGUCUCGGCAGCCGCUUAUCCACCAGGCUAUGGCACUCCGACGCAUUGCUGGCUGUCAACAGACCGAUAUUUUAUUGUGAGCUUUGUUGGACCUGUGGCUUUAGUGCUGCUUGCGAAUUGGAUUUGUCUAAGCAUGGUCAUCUACAUGAUGUGCCACCAUUCGACGGUGUCAAUAAAAGCUAAAGAGAAUUCCAAAUUAUAUAAAAUACGGGUAUGGCUGAAUAGUUCAGUGGUGUUGGCAUUCCUUCUUGGCCUAACAUGGACGUUUGGUCUUCUAUAUAUUAAUGAACAAAGUGUAGGCGUGGCUUACGCGUUUACAAUACUCAAUUCAUUACAGGGACUCUUCAUAUUUGUAUUCCACUGUUUGCAGAAUGAAAUCUUCCAGAAAGAAUGCGCCCGUCUUGUCCGACGUCACCCAUGGCUCUCAUGUUGUCUCCACUUCGCGCAACAGCCGUUAGCCCACAACGCACCCACUGCUUCCUCCUCCAACCACGUAGAUACACGGCAGGGUUCAGUCAAAAGCCGAAGAUAUCACCAGAGCACAGCUCCUGAUAGUGAAGAUGUUGUGGACCCUAGAGAUGUUACGAGUUCCGCAAGCACAUCAGUAUCAGCGUCAACGACAAAUAACCUUGUCAUCAACAAUCUUAACGUAGUCGUCAACAACAAUAAUCACAACAACAACAAUGUAAUAAACAACGCCUCUGUCGCGUCCCUCGCCGCCGCUGCGGCCGCUCACAGUUAUCACUCCCAUAGAAAUCGUAGAAACUCCCAAGACAACCAAAAUUUUGGUGCUUCAAACAACUUCGGUCCCACACUUAACGCGACAGCGUCUAAUUUUUCACAUAACAUUCCUGACCGUGAACCUCCAGCGCCCAUGUCUCACCUACGGAACCCGAUAAACACCGGUAGCGGCAGAUACCCGCAAGGAUACAGACAGAACGUCCAGCAAGGUUCGUACGCACUGUUCAAAGAGAUAGGAUUAUUAAAGAACCACCUUUACACCACUCCAGCUUAA